CAGACGAGGCUGAGGAGUGCGACUUUGAAGGAGGACGCGCAUCCUUUUUCUAAUCUGGACUGGAUUGUCGGGUUGGAUUUAAAAACCAGUAGGAGAAUAGAUUUUUUGUAAGCUGGAGAGAUGAAAGUUUUUCCGGCUAUGAUGUUUCUGCUCACGUUUUGGAGUCUGGUGUGGGAUCCAGUGCUUCCAGAUUCCAUUAUUCACAUCGGGGCCAUAUUUGAUGAAUCGGCCAAAAAGGAUGAUGAAGUGUUCCGCAUGGCGGUGGCAGAUCUAAACCUCAAUAAUGACAUUCUGGAGACAGAGAAGAUCACCAUUUCUGUGGAGUUUGUGGACGGGAACAAUCCAUUCCAGGCGGUGCAGGAAGCCUGUGAGCUGAUGAACAGAGGGAUUCUUGCUUUGGUCAGCUCUAUCGGCUGCAUGUCGGCGAGCUCGCUGCAGACUCUGGCUGAUGCUAUGCACAUUCCCCAUCUGUUCAUCCAGAGGGCAGUGGUGAACACCCCUCGCUCUAGUUGCUCUCCCACCACCCGUGGCCAACCGGACGACUACACGCUCUUCGUGCGUCCACCCGUCUACUUGAACGAUGUAAUCUUUCAUGUGGUGAUGGAGUACACCUGGCAGAAGUUUAUUAUCUUCUAUGACACAGACUAUGAUAUUCGAGGGAUCCAGGACUUUCUGGACCGGUUGUCCCAGCAGGGGAUGGAUGUGUCUCUUCAGAAGGUGGAUUCCAACAUCAACAUGAUGAUCACUGGAAUGUUCCGCACCAUGAGGGUUGAGGAGUUGCACCGGUACAGGGACACGCUUCGCCGAGCUGUCCUCUUCAUGAGUCCUGCUAGUGCCAAGGCCUUCAUUACAGAGGUUGUGGAAACCAACUUGGUAGCCUUUGAUUGCCACUGGAUCAUCAUCAACGAGGAGAUCUCAGACAUGGAUGUACAUGAGUUGGUGAUGAAGUCUAUAGGGCGCUUGACAAUAAUUCGCCAGUCAUUCCCUCUUUCUCAGAACACCAGCCAGCGCUGUGUCCGCCACAACCACCGCAUCAACAACUCGCUAUGUGACCCCAAAGAUCCCAAAGCUCAGACAUUAGAGAUCACAAACCGUUACAUCUAUGACACUGUCCUCCUUUUGGCCAACACCUUCCACAGAAAGCUCGAAGAACGCAAGUGGCACAGCAUGGCAAGCCUGUCGUGCAUCCGCAAGGGCACCAAGCCAUGGCAAGGGGGCCGCUCCAUGCUGGAGACCAUCAAAAAGGGGGGAGUAAAUGGUCUGACCAGCUUACUGGAAUUCAGUGAUAAUGGCACCAACCCCAACAUCAUCUUUGAGAUUCUGGGGACAAACUACGGAGAGGACCGCGGCCGUGGUGUAAGCAGGCUGGCAACAUGGGACCCGAUCCAUGGACUAAAUGGAAGCCUGUCGGACCGGAAGAUAGAAAACAACAUGCGUGGUGUGGUGUUAAGAAUUGUUACAGUUCUGGAGGAACCAUUUGUCAUGGUGUCUGAGAAUGUUCUGGGAAAACCCAAGAAGUAUCAGGGAUUCUCCAUCGAUGUCCUGGAUGCACUGUCUAACUACCUGGGAUUCAAGUACGAGAUCUACGUGGCCCCCGAUCACAAAUAUGGCAGCCAACAAGCUGAUGGUACCUGGAAUGGUCUGAUUGCAGAACUGGUGUUCAAGAGGGCAGAUGUGGGAAUCUCAGCGCUGACCAUCACUCCAGAGCGGGAGAGCGUAGUGGACUUCACCACCCGCUACAUGGACUACUCGGUGGGAGUGCUGCUGAGGAAGGCCGAGCGGACAGUGGACAUGUUUGCCUGCCUGGCACCCUUCGACCUUUCACUGUGGGCAUGUAUCGCGGGCACCGUGCUACUUGUAGGAACCCUGGUUUACUUGCUCAACUGGCUCAAUCCACCACGGCUGCCCAUGGGCUCUGUGUCAUCCACCACGCUCUACAACUCCAUGUGGUUCGUCUAUGGCUCCUUCGUCCAGCAGGGUGGAGAGGUUCCUUACACCACUCUCGCCACACGGAUGAUUAUGGGUGUUUGGUGGCUCUUCGCUUUGAUUGUAAUUUCAUCCUACACGGCUAACCUGGCAGCCUUCCUCACCAUCUCUCGCAUCGAGAACUCCAUCCAGUCUCUGCAGGACCUUUCGAGACAAACCGAGCUGCCCUAUGGCACCGUACUGGACUCAGCUGUGUAUGACCAGUUGCGCAGUAAAGGAAUGAAUCCUUUCGAGCGAGACCCACUGUACUCACAGAUGUGGCGGAUGAUCAACCGUACAGGAGGAGCGGAUAACAACGUGGAGGAUUCGAAGGAGGGCAUCCGUAAGGUGAAGUACGGCCGCUUUGCAUUUGUGUGGGAUGCAGCUGUGCUGGAGUAUGUGGCCAUUAACGACGAGGACUGCGCCUUCUACACAGUGAGCAACACCGCACCAGACAGAGGCUACGGCAUCGCCAUGCAGCAUGGCAGCCCCUACAGGGACAUCUUUUCUCAGAGGAUCUUGGAGCUGCAGCAAAAUGGAGACAUGGAUAUUCUGAAGCUAAAGUGGUGGCCCAGGGAAAGCCCAUGUGACCUGUACUCUUCUAUGGGCACCAAGAAAAAUGUCAGUGCCCUGGACAUCCACAGCUUUGCUGGGGUGUUCUUUGUGCUGGCGGCUGGCGUGGUGCUAUCCUGUCUGAUUGCCACCAUCGAGACCUGGUGGACGAGAAGGAAGGGCUCCAGAGUGCCAUCCAAGGAGGACGACAAGGAGAUUGACCUGGAGCACCUCCACCGGCGUGUGAAUAGCCUAUGCACAGACGAUGAAAGCCCACACAAGCAGUUCUCCACUUCCUCCAUGGACCUAACCCCGCUGGAUAUGGAAUCGUUGCAGGCGGGGCGCCAGGCCCUGGAGCAGAUCAGCGAUUUCCGCAACACACACAUCACCACCACCACCUUCAUUCCAGAACAGAUCCAAACGCUGAGCCGCAGCCUUUCUGCCAAGGCGGCUUCUGGCUUUGCUUUCGGUGCCAUGCCCGAGCAGCGGACUGGCCCUGGGCCCUUCAGGCAACGCGCACCGAAUGGUGGCUUCUUCCGCAGCCCCAUCAAGACGAUGUCCAACAUUCCCUAUCAACCCACACCAGCCCCCAGCUUCAGCUAUGGUAAUGACCCUGACCGGGGAACAUCCAUAUGAGGGAAUGAAGACACACAUACACAAAACAAGAUCCAAAUGUAAAUACCCAUCUUCUUUGUUGUCCUUUUUUGCUUUCUGAAAAGCUUGGUUUUUCAGCUUUGCUGUUGGGGGUGCUCGUC
Messenger RNA from Trichomycterus rosablanca, 3272 nucleotides. RefSeq names its product glutamate receptor, ionotropic, delta 2 (gene grid2). Lineage: Eukaryota; Metazoa; Chordata; Actinopteri; Siluriformes; Trichomycteridae. The transcript has 16 exons. Gene Ontology annotation, molecular function: glutamate receptor activity; transmitter-gated monoatomic ion channel activity involved in regulation of postsynaptic membrane potential. Gene Ontology annotation, biological process: monoatomic ion transport; modulation of chemical synaptic transmission; synaptic transmission, glutamatergic. The record is from RefSeq and is a predicted model, not a curated record. Bases 121 to 3153 code for a protein of 1010 amino acids. Gene Ontology annotation, cellular component: postsynaptic density membrane; plasma membrane.